CCGCCCGCGAUGGCGGCGGCCGGCAGGGGCCCGUAGGGGCCAUGGGCAACGCCGAGGGCCGCGCCCCGCGCCGGGCCGAGCCUCGCGGCAACCCCGGCAGCUUCGAUGAGCUGCACCGGCUCUGCAAAGAGGUGUUCCCGCCACAGAUGGAGGGGGUGAAGCUGAUCGUCACCAAGACCCUGAGCAGCCACUUCCAGGUGACACACACGGUGCACAUGAGCACCCUGGGCCCCUCCGGCUAUCGCUUCAACGCCACCUACGUGGGGGACCGCCAGCUCGGACCCACCGAGGUGUUCCCCACGCUGCUCGGGGACAUGGACAGCGCCGGCAGCCUCAACGCGCAGGCCCUGCACCUGCUGGGCGAGCGCCUCCGUGCCAAGGCCGUGUUCCAGACGCACCAGGCCAAGUUCGUGACGUGGCAGUUCGACGGCGAGUACCGCGGCGACGACUGCACGGCCACGCUCACGCUGGGCAACCCCGACCUGCUGGGCGGCUCCGUGAUCGUGGUGGCCCAUUUCCUGCAGAGCGUCACCGCCCGCCUCGUGCUGGGCGGGGAGCUCGUCUACCACCGGCGCCCCGGCGAGGAGGGGGCCAUCCUGACGCUGGCUGGCAAAUACUCGGCCCCGAACUGGGUGACGACGCUCAACGUGGGCUACGGGGGGGCUCACGCCAGCUACUACCACCGGGCCAACGAGCAGGUGCAGGUGGGAGUGGAGCUGGAGGCCAACACGCGGCUGCAGGAGACCAACUUUGCCUUCGGCUACCAGCUCAACCUGCCGCGAGCCAACGUCGUCUUCAGAGGGCUCCUGGACAGUAAUUGGAGUGUGGGGGGGGUCCUGGAGAAGAAGUUGCCCCCCCUGCCCGUCACGCUGGCCCUGGGCGCCUUCCUCAAUCACUGGAGGAAUCGUUUCCACUGUGGCUUCAGCGUCACCGUGGGCUGAGGGGACAGCAGGGGACAGUGUGGCACUGUGCUGCUCAGGGAGCCACCGGGCUGUGCAGGUGGCACAGGGACACGGCGGGCUGGGGACAGCGAGCGACAGCACCACGAGAGGGCUGCAGGUGGUGGCCACAGGGGGCUGGGGGUCCCCGUUGUCCCCAGUGCCACCCCCUGAGGGUGGCUGCUGCCAUGGGGGGGCUGGGGGUCCCCGUUGUCCCCAGUGCCACCCCCUGAGGGUGGCUGCUGCCACGGUGGUCUGGGGGUCCCCGUUGUCCCCAGCGCCAUCGUGGCCGUGCCUCAGUUUCCCUGCGGUGACACACGCGGGAGCCCGGAUAAAUAA
This is a messenger RNA of Cinclus cinclus, 1277 nucleotides long. It is a transcript of the gene TOMM40L, whose product is annotated as translocase of outer mitochondrial membrane 40 like. Gene Ontology annotation, molecular function: transmembrane protein transporter activity. NCBI's taxonomy places the organism in Eukaryota, Metazoa, Chordata, Aves, Passeriformes, Cinclidae. The transcript is spliced from 9 exons. Gene Ontology annotation, cellular component: mitochondrial outer membrane; mitochondrial outer membrane translocase complex. The record is from RefSeq and is a predicted model, not a curated record. Gene Ontology annotation, biological process: protein import into mitochondrial matrix. Bases 42 to 941 code for a protein of 299 amino acids.